Molecule: messenger RNA, 1882 nt
Organism: Culicoides brevitarsis
Lineage: Eukaryota; Metazoa; Arthropoda; Insecta; Diptera; Ceratopogonidae
Product: beta-1,4-mannosyl-glycoprotein 4-beta-N-acetylglucosaminyltransferase
Exons: 1
Coding region: 158-1483 (441 amino acids)
Biological process (GO): protein N-linked glycosylation; N-acetylglucosamine metabolic process
Cellular component (GO): membrane
Molecular function (GO): beta-1,4-mannosylglycoprotein 4-beta-N-acetylglucosaminyltransferase activity
Source: RefSeq, a predicted model, not a curated record
GUGUGUGAAAAAUCAUUAAAAUUCAGAAAAAUCCUGGAAUCGAGCUUAUUUUCUCAUCUCUUCCCAUCAAAAAUGAAUAAUUUUUGUAGAAAUCUGUCGUCUUAGGAUAGAAUUCCUGCGCGAAAGGCCUAAUUUCGGGUCUAAACUACGUAGAAUUAUGUUAUAUUUGUUCAAGUACAAAAAAUUUGUGGUCCUGCUCGUCAUCCAGUUGUGCUUAAUUACACUUUUUCUGGUUGCCAGCUCGAUAUGGGUGCAUUCCAACUCCAGCGGAGCACUGUUUGGCGUCAAAUUUAUCAAUGAAAAUGAGAUUUUGGGACUUCGUCAUCGGCAUCACAGACCGUCGGAGGAUGCAAAUCGCUUUGAAACGCUUCAAAAUGUCGGAAAUUUCACGAGAAAUUUUGCUCUGAUCAAAUUAAAUGACGGCUAUGCGAAUCACGAGAAGGUUUGUUUCCGCGAAGGGACGAGAAAUGACACGCGCGACGUCAACGGGGUGUUUAAUCCGGUAUGUUCAUGCACUGCCGAGUGGCAUGGAAAGGAUUGCGGACAACCAGAAGUGGUUUGGCGAGCUCUUAUGACGUCUUCGAAUGCGCGACAUUUGAAUCUCAGUGCUGCGGCGCCACGAAAAGUUCCUCACAAUGUCUUCUAUUUGAUAGAAACGAACGCCUUUCACAUGGAAACGCUCGAAAUUCAGAUGCUAGAGUUGCAAUAUGUCGUAGAUUUGUUCGUUUUAUGCGACUUGGAGGUCGAAACGAAUGAAUUUUUGCCAGCGACACCCUCUUUGAGACAUCAUUCGACCACGGGAUUUCUCAAAGAGCAUCGCGAAAAGAUCCUUUUGGUGUCUGACGCGACUUGCGCUCCACGAAAUGUCUACCGAAAACUCCGAAAAUCCCUGCCAGAGAGCAAUUUUAAGCGAGAUGACGUCAUAAUUUACUCGCAAGCGGAUGAAAUUCUCAACCACCGAGCCAUCAAUUACUUCAAAUGGUACGAUAAUUGGCCGCAACCCGUGAAAUUUCGACUGAAACAUGUCGUUUAUGGGUUUUUCUGGCAACAUCCGGACAACACGAGAGUUUCGGAAGCCGCCGCAGCCACAAUUGCCAUGCUCGAAGACUCAUUCCAAGCGGAUCCAGCAAGGCUUUCGCAAAAAUCCGCCAUGAUGAUUGGCGAUUUGAACCAUUUUGGCGGAUGGUAUUGCGAAUUUUGUGCCCAAGCCAUGGACAUUGUGCGACAAAUCCAGUACAAAGCACGGACUGAGCGGAAUUCCAAUGAAAUUUUCGACGUGACGAAGCAAAAAACGAUCGAUGCCGAGUUUGUGCAGAACCUAAUCGUGAACGGACGAUACACCGACGGCAAAUUGGAGUUGCAGCAACUGCGACGCUACCAAGAAAAGUACUACUGUCCUGACUACGUCAACAACCAAAGUUGGAAAUUCGAUAAUUUAGUGAUAAAUAUUUUUGCGAAAUGGGAAGAAGACUACGAAAACUGAGUAGAAUUAGUAGGAUAGGAAAAUUACGCUUCAUUUUUUCAAAUUUUUUGCCAAUUUUUGUCAAUUUUUUGCACUUUUUUCCACGUACGAGAAAUUUAAUGAGUAGAAUUUAUACUUUUAUAAGAAGCGCUAAGAAAUUAUAAGAAGUGACACAAAAGCAACACACAUUUCAUAAGAAAAAAAAGUAAAAUCGUUAACUUAAGAAUUAGUUUUAAAUUAAGAAUCUGUGAUAAGAAAAACGUUAAAAAUUAGUUUUUAAGUCUCAUGAUCACAAAAAUUGUUUUUAAGAGAAAAAAUUAGCAACUUUUCGGGAUUUUUAUAUUUUUGACGUUAAAAAAAUAUCAAUAUCAUGACAAAAAAUUAAUGAAAUUAUUAAGAAAAUACUCAUAGGUUAUAAGA